Messenger RNA from Mucor velutinosus, 1647 nucleotides. RefSeq lists its product as uncharacterized. Gene Ontology annotation, molecular function: mRNA binding. The record is from RefSeq and is a predicted model, not a curated record. The transcript is spliced from 5 exons. Bases 1 to 1647 code for a protein of 548 amino acids. Gene Ontology annotation, cellular component: cytoplasm; ribonucleoprotein complex; nucleus. Lineage: Eukaryota; Fungi; Mucoromycota; Mucoromycetes; Mucorales; Mucoraceae.
AUGGCAACCUCCGAAUUGAAAUCAAACAGGGCAAUCAAUAACAGCAGCAACAGCACUAGUAACAAUAAUCAUAGUAGCAGUAGUAGCAGUAGUAGCAAGUGUAGCAGCAGUAAAGAGGUAAAUGCCAAUGCAAAUGCUCAUGGUGGAUGUACAGAGGAUUCUGCGCCUGAACCCCACAUACCUAUUGCACCCACAUCGCCAAAUUAUCCACCUUAUGGUGCUACUACUGCUGCAUACAUGGACCCAAAUCAAAAUUAUGAUCCUUCCGCUGAUCCUGCUGUCAAUUACACAACGUAUGUUUAUCCUUUAAGCCCACAAUUCUCUGUUCAGUACUAUCAUGAUUUCUCGAACGGCUAUCAAAGCUAUCCUGGUUCUCCAUCAUUGCAUCCUCAAUCGCCUCCUAUCAAUCCUACUAGUCCACCUUUUAGCCCCAACUUUCAAUAUCAACAAGGUAUAGCUCUCUCACCACCAACUCAUGCUUACAUGCUGCCACCUCACUCUGCUCAGCCUUUCCCUCCUCUUCAUAUCUCUUCACCUGUGUUAAGCGGCACCAGCUCGAUUCCUGGCUCUCCUCCUCAACACUACUUGCCGGGACCUUAUAUUAUCCAAACCUCUCCAGAUAAUAGAAGCAACCACAAUAAAAAGCAUCAUCAUCAACAUCAACCACAACAUCAGCAUCAUCCACAUCAGCAACACAUGCAACAUCAACAUCAUCAGCAUCAAUUACAUCAGCAGCAACAGCAACAAUUGCAGCAACAAUUGGAGGCUGAAGUGAACUCAUAUCACACGCAUAACAUUUAUGUUCGUGGAUUGUCUUCAUCAACUACAGAUGAAUCAUUUUUGGAAAUGUGCCAAGUAUAUGGCAGCAUUGCUUCUUCCAAAGCAAUUAUUGACCAAAAAUCAGGUGAAUGUAAGGGCUAUGGAUUUGCCAUGUUCAAUAAUGAACAAGAAUGUGAGGAAGCGAUCGAGGGCUUGAACAAAGCCGGUCUUCAGGCGUCUUUUGCUCGAGUUGGACAGGAAUCCUUCAGCUCCAAACUUCGCCAUCUUCAGGAUGAGACCUCGACCAACAUUUACAUUUCUAAUUUACCCUUGGAUACAUCGGAACAGAAACUGGAGGAACUGUUCCACCCUUAUCAGACCAUUUCCAACCGCAUUUUGCGCGAUCCGCAAUCUGGUAUGAGCAGAGGUGUAGGUUUUGCCAGAUUGACCGACAGAGAGGCUGCUUCGGCCAUCAUCGAGAGAUUCAAUGGACACACGAUUGAGGGAUCAUCGGCACCACUUCAAGUGCGUUUUGCUGACUCUCCUGCUCAAAAGAAGUUGAAGAAUCAGACAGCCAAACGAAAGAUGGUCAGACCUCGUGAGUUCCCACCCAUGGCAGCAUUCGCCAUGAGACCUAUGAUGCCUAUUACUCCAGAAACCAUGCUGGGCAUUGCGCCUGCUGUUUCGACUUCCACAUCUCUUCAUCAUCUUCCUCAAUAUCACCCCUCACAAUUUGCAGCACACAUUGUACCGCAGCACCAACAGCAGCAGAGACAUCCUGUCAACCAUUAUCCUCCAAAGCAGGAUGAGGAUGAUAAUCUGGCACAAGACUUUGAGAGUAAAAUCAACAUCUCAGAAUCUCCUGCUGUUACAGCUACAACAGACUGA